Bactrocera oleae (olive fruit fly) is the source of this 1804-nucleotide messenger RNA. It is a transcript of the gene Pgk, whose product is annotated as phosphoglycerate kinase. Gene Ontology annotation, biological process: glycolytic process; gluconeogenesis. The record is from RefSeq and is a predicted model, not a curated record. Gene Ontology annotation, cellular component: cytosol. Gene Ontology annotation, molecular function: ATP binding; phosphoglycerate kinase activity; ADP binding. NCBI's taxonomy places the organism in Eukaryota, Metazoa, Arthropoda, Insecta, Diptera, Tephritidae.
AGAUAAUGAUGUAAAAAGUAACACAAUUUCUAUACUUUAACUUGUAUGACAAAUAGGCUUUCAUUUAUAUAUCAAACGUUAAAAUACAUUAAUAAAAUUUGCACUAAAAAUUUGAAAAUUCGAAGCUUUCAUUGAUUUUUUUACUAAUUUCGCAUGUAUAACAACUCUGCUUCGAUUGUCGGUCUGCCCUUGCAAUGACAUUGAAUUGGCUACUAAAAAGUUUGACCAUACCGAUAAGCAGAAGGAACGUUUUGUGCGUACGGAAAACUUUUGAACUCCAAUCUUAUUUCGGAAAUACUAUUCAGAAAAGUCUAUCUUCUUGUAAUAAAAAAGAAAAGAGUAAAGGCGGUAAAAUGGCUUUCAACAAAUUGAGCAUUGAAAGUUUGGAUUUAAAUGGCAAACGAGUGUUGAUGAGAGUGGACUUCAAUGUUCCUAUCAAAGAUGGCAAAAUUACAAGUAAUCAACGUAUUGUUGCCGCUUUGGAUAGUGUUAAAUUUGCAUUGGACUCCAAAGCGAAAUCAGUCGUGCUCAUGUCGCAUUUAGGUCGACCUGAUGGACAAAAAAAUCAAAAGUAUACCCUUGCUCCAGUGGCUGAUGAACUGAAAAAACUUCUUGGCAAAGAUGUGAAAUUUUUACCUGAUUGCGUUGGGCCCGAAGUAGAAAAUGCAUGUAAAGAUCCAGCGGCUGGUUCUAUUAUUUUGUUGGAGAAUUUGAGAUUUUACGUUGAAGAGGAGGGAAAAGGUCUUGAUGCUAGUGGAGCAAAAGUAAAGGCAGAUCCAGCCAAAGUGAAAGAAUUCCGACAGAGUUUGGCCAAACUUGGUGAUGUUUAUGUAAACGACGCAUUUGGUACAGCACAUCGCGCCCAUAGCUCAAUGCUUGGCGAAGGUUUCGAAAAGCGUGCCGCUGGUCUUUUGUUGAACAAAGAAUUGAAAUACUUUGCUCAGGCUCUGGAUAAUCCACCUCGUCCAUUCUUGGCCAUUUUGGGUGGCGCUAAAGUUGCGGACAAGAUUCAGUUGAUUUCAAAUUUGCUGGAUAAAGUACAUGAGAUGGUAAUUGGUGGUGGAAUGGCUUUCACUUUCUUGAAAGUCAUCAAUAAUAUGAAGAUUGGUGCAUCACUUUUUGACGAAGAAGGUGCAAAAAUCGUCAAUGAUUUGGUUGCAAAGGCAAAGAAAAACAACGUGCAAUUACAUUUGCCGGUCGAUUUUAUUUGCGCUGAUAAAUUUGCUGAAGAUGCUAAAACUUGUGAGGCAACUGUGGAGGAAGGUAUUCCUGAUGGUUACAUGGGUUUGGAUAUCGGUCCAAAAUCCAGAGAAUUAUUCAAAGAACCCGUAUGCCGCGCAAAAAUCAUCGUUUGGAAUGGUCCACCAGGUGUGUUUGAAUUUGCAAAUUUUGCCAACGGCACAAAGGCUGUUAUGGAUGCGGUAGUUUCAGCUACCGAAGGUGGCACUGUUUCCAUUAUUGGAGGUGGUGAUACAGCUUCUUGUUGCGCCAAAUGGGGUACCGAAUCGAAGGUAUCACAUGUUUCAACCGGAGGUGGUGCCUCUCUGGAGUUGCUUGAGGGCAAGACACUGCCGGGUGUAGCUGCUUUGAGCAAUGCUUAAAAUAUCUAAUUCCAACAUUGGCAAAAAGCACAAGAGACAAAUUUAUAUUACGAAACUACAUCCUAUGCUGAGCAAAUGGAAAAUAUUAUAAAUAUCGUUAAAAACUGCUCUUACAACAAGGAACACAUUCAUUUGUUGAACAUAUUAAAUCUUAAUCCGUUUAGAUGUUGAAUAAAAAUAGCUGAUAAUUUAAAAACGUUAAA